Messenger RNA from Brassica oleracea var. oleracea, 1998 nucleotides. RefSeq names its product ATP-dependent 6-phosphofructokinase 3. Gene Ontology annotation, molecular function: ATP binding; 6-phosphofructokinase activity. The record is from RefSeq and is a predicted model, not a curated record. Bases 362 to 1831 code for a protein of 489 amino acids. Gene Ontology annotation, cellular component: cytoplasm. The transcript is spliced from 14 exons. Gene Ontology annotation, biological process: glycolytic process; fructose 6-phosphate metabolic process. Lineage: Eukaryota; Viridiplantae; Streptophyta; Magnoliopsida; Brassicales; Brassicaceae.
UCGACCUUUCUCUGUCAAGUAGUCAUGGUCGUAGUUACGGUGAUUUGUCAAAAAGAGGCAUCGUCCUCGUAGAAUACGGUAUACAGCUGAGAUUCUAAAAUUGAUGAAACCACAGUUUAUUAUUGCGGCAAAACCCGUCAAAAACCGCCACAUGGUUUGAUUGAUCAAGACACCCUUUAAAGAAUCAUACCCACCCACAAUAUUCUCCCUUACCAAAACCACCAUUCCCUACCACCUCAGAUCGAGCUUCUUCUUCCUGCUUUCCUCUGUUCGAUUUAAUCGUUGACGAGAAAAAAAGAUCUCUUUUAAGAAAAAAGGUUUAAGGUUAUUAUAGUUUUUUAUUCCAGUUUAGUGCGUCGGUAUGAGUACUGUGGAAAGUAGCAAGCCGAAGAUCAUAACUGGUUCUUGUGGUUAUGUUCUUGAAGACGUUCCUCAUCUCUCCGAUUAUCUUCCCGCUCUUCCUACUUAUCAUAAUCCACUGCAAGACAAUCCAGCUUACUCAGUGGUUAAGCAAUACUUUGUUGAUGCUGAUGACACUGUCCCUCAGAAGAUCGUUGUUCACAAGGAUGGUCCAAGGGGGAUUCACUUUAGACGAGCCGGGCCGCGUCAAAAGGUCUACUUCGAAUCUGAUGAAGUCCAUGCUUGCAUUGUCACCUGUGGGGGUCUUUGUCCCGGCCUUAAUACCGUGAUUAGGGAAAUCGUGAGCAGUCUCUCUUAUAUGUAUGGAGUGAAGAGAAUACUGGGAAUAGAUGGUGGAUAUAGAGGCUUCUAUGCUAGGAAUACUGUCUCCUUGGACUCUAAAGUCGUAAAUGAUAUCCAUAAGCGAGGAGGGACCAUCCUUGGGACCUCACGAGGUGGUCAUGAUACUACAAAGAUCGUUGACAGCAUUCAAGACCGAGGAAUCAAUCAGGUUUACAUUAUAGGUGGAGAUGGAACACAGCGAGGCGCAUCUGUUAUAUUUGAGGAAGUUAGAAGACGUGGCUUGAAAGUUGCAGUUGUUGGAAUCCCAAAAACAAUCGAUAAUGACAUACCUGUGAUAGACAAAUCUUUUGGGUUUGACACAGCUGUAGAAGAGGCUCAACGAGCUAUCAACGCAGCACAUGUGGAAGCCGAGAGUAUAGAGAACGGUAUUGGUGUUGUCAAGCUUAUGGGUCGCUUCAGCGGGUUCAUAGCGAUGUACGCUACUCUAGCAAGCAGAGACGUGGACUGUUGUUUGAUUCCGGAGUCACCAUUUUACCUGGAAGGAGAAGGUGGACUGUUUGAGUACAUAGAGAAACGGCUCAAGGAGAGUGGGCACAUGGUGCUUGUGAUUGCAGAAGGUGCAGGACAAGAUCUUAUGUCAAAGAGCAUGGAGUCUGUGACUCUCAAAGAUGCUUCUGGUAACAAACUUCUUAACGAUGUUGGUCUUUGGCUUUCACAAAGCAUCAAGGAUCAUUUUAAUCAGAAGAAGAUGGUGAUGAACCUUAAGUACAUUGAUCCAACGUACAUGAUCCGUGCUGUUCCUAGCAAUGCGUCAGACAAUGUUUAUUGUACUCUUCUGGCUCAGAGCGCAGUGCACGGUGCGAUGGCUGGAUACACUGGCUACGUCAGUGGUCUAGUGAAUGGAAGACAAACCUACAUUCCCUUCUACAGAAUAACGGAGAAACAGAACCAUGUGGUGAUCACAGACAGGAUGUGGGCGAGGCUGCUGUCGUCCACAAACCAGCCGAGUUUCUUGAGCCCUAAAGAUGUGUCUGAUGAUAAAGAGAAGCUCAUGUCGGCCCUCCUGGACGAUGGCAACUGCAACGGGCCAGUCGAUGUCCCUCCAGUCACCAAAGAGAUCACCAAGUGACACUUAGUCGAAGAACAUGAUGAUGAUGUCCUAUAUGUUUUAGGUAGUAGUUGAGCGAAAUAAUUGUGUGUUUACGGUUAUGUCUGUAGUUUUCAACUUCUCCAUGCUACUUCUAUCAAUCUUCUAUUAAUCAGUUGACAAUCUUUAAAAAUCUUUUACAAAACUCA